AUGGUUUUGGCAUGUACGGUCGGCACGACAACGGAUGUAAGCGCAUUGUCUGACCAGGUAACGAAAUACCGUGCUCGCGUCGUACAAUCGGCGGACUAUGAUCAUAAACAUGUUGGCUCAAUACCGCCUAUUCCGUCGCUACUGCUCAUGUGUCUUAAGAUUGUCUCUGACUGCUUCAACCGACACCCAAAAGCGGAAAACGUGCCGCGUGAAUUUCUGCCUGAGGUCAUGGCUCGACUGCCAUUGGACCUUGACGUGUGCUUGACUGCGCCAAAUGUGACUGAUGAGAACUACUGGAAGCGCUGUUGCCUGAGUAAGAAGCAGUGGAAGAACAUUCAGAUUACUCACCACGGACUCACGUGGAAACAGCUUUUUCUUGAGAAGCAUUUGCAGGAUCUUCUUGAAAAUUUUGAUUUCUCUAUCCAUGACUUAAGUCACGUUAUGGCUAUUGUAAAUGCUUCGAGCGAGUACAUCUUCACGCUAGAGAUUGACCAACUGUUAUCUCACCUUGAUUUGAAUCAAGUCUGCUCUCAGCUGUGUAACUUGACCAAACUUCGAUUGGUAUACGGAGUAAAGCAGAUUGGCAUGAAGUACGAGCGUAUGCUUUUCGGAAUGAAGAUAUCGGAUGCAACAAAUUUGUCACAUCUUUUAACGAUGUCAAGCUCACUUACAGCAUUGCUGCUACCCAGCAAUCUUCUGGACGAUGAUUUGUUGCGGAUGCUUAUGACUGGACUAGUAAAUGAUACAAGCAUCACUUCUCUGGAUCUGUCGCACAAUAAGAUUACCGAUGACGGCGCGAGACUGCUGUCCAAGCUUCUUGGGCCUAAUUGUGUAAUCACAUCUCUAAAUUUGUGUGAUAACCAGAUACACGCCGAAGGGGGGCGGUACCUUGGUCGCGGACUUAAGUACAACACCAGCCUUAUAGAAUUGGAUCUUCGAAUGAAUCGCCUAACAGACGACGGAGGGCGGAUGCUGCUGGAAGGCCUAGACUCUAAUGCAUCGCUAAGUAAUUUGAACCUGAGCAGCAACAUGUUAGGCAGAGAAACUGCUGAAGUCCUGGCUCGAAUAUUAAGCGACACAAAAACUGCACUUCGAUCGGUAGAUCUGAGCAGCAACGCAUUUAGUGAAAAUGAUGGGAAUUUGUUACUUCAAAGCUUGCAGCAAAAUACAUGUAGCACUAUCAUUGGUCUCGACUUGCGGCAAAAUACUCAGAUUUCUGCUGACUCCGAUUGCAUAGCGCAGAUCGCUAACAAACUUUGGGAAAACGAAAUGAAAUUUAUGACUUUCUCCUCGGCAGAAAACGACAAGUGCAGCGUUUAG
This is a messenger RNA of Plasmopara halstedii, 1320 nucleotides long. RefSeq names its product FOG: Leucine rich repeat. Bases 1 to 1320 code for a protein of 439 amino acids. The transcript has a single exon. The record is from RefSeq and is a predicted model, not a curated record. NCBI's taxonomy places the organism in Eukaryota, Oomycota, Peronosporomycetes, Peronosporales, Peronosporaceae. Gene Ontology annotation, molecular function: protein binding.